Molecule: messenger RNA, 1288 nt
Organism: Prorocentrum cordatum
Lineage: Eukaryota; Dinophyceae; Prorocentrales; Prorocentraceae
Source: the annotation of a GenBank genome assembly
CUCCAACUUAUGGUGGUGGUGGUGGUGGACAACGGGCGCAUCCUCGCCUCCUCUCGCCGCCGCCCGCCCGGCUCAAGCUUGCGGCGCUGACCCAGCGUUUUAAGGUCUGACACCGGUCUACCAGUCUACCACGAUUUGCACUGCUCCCGGGCAGUUGUUCUUGUCGCCAGCGGAUACCCCAGGUAUACUACCAGUUGUUGAUCCGCUGCCGCAGGUAUGUCGACGGCCACGGCAGUCACGGCGGCGGACUUCGCGAGCGAACUGUGGGCAUCGGUGAACGUAGAGAUCACCAUCUUCGCCGUGACGCUGGCAGUCGCUAUGGCCAUGCGCAUGCUGACCCGGCCGAGCACUGUAGGCAAGAGGGCGAAGAAGGUCGUCGAGGGCGGGUGCUCCCCGGCCGGCAAGGUGGAGCGCCAGCCCUCGGACGGCUUCGCGCGGCAGCGCAGGAGCCCCACUGCCGGGCAGGCGCCGCAGCAGUCGCCCGCCGCGGCGCAGCCCCGCCCGUGCCCCGCCGCACCGCUGCAGGGGGGCGCGCUGGCGCCCGCGCAGAUCCUCAACGAGGUGGUCAGCAGCGUCGGCGAGAGCAAGAGCCUGAAAGCCGCCUCCCGCGCGCUGGGGCUCUUCGUCAGGAUGCAGCAGACGAUGGCCGCGCCUGGCGCCCCAUCCAUGGCGAAGGUGGCCCAGGGCUCCCAGCACUCGGCCCUGGACUUCUACACCACGGUGCUGCAGUGCGCCGUGCGCAUCGGGCGGUUCGACCUCCUCGACACCAUCAUCGACGACAUGGUGCACCACGACGUGCAGCGCAGCCUCGGCUUCUACGAGCUGGCCAUGAAGCAGCUGGCGGCGCAGAAACAGUACAGCGCCGCCCUGAAGAUCUACGACAGGCUCUCGGCGGAUGGACUCCGUCCGUCCCACGUGACGUACAGCUGCCUCAUCGGCUUCGCGGCGGAGGUGGGCGAGCUGAAGCGCGCCGUGGAGCUUCUUCGACAAGCUCUCCGCCGUCACCACGCCUUCCAUUCGCGCUUACAUGACCAUGCUGCGAGUCUACGCCAAGCGGCAGGACCGGGACUGGCGCGCGUCGCUCGCGCUCUUCCGGGAGAUGCGGAGGCGCGGCGUCAGGCCGGACGCGCUGGUGGUCAACUUCGUGCUCGCGACGGGCAUCGCGGCCGACCAGGUGGAGGCCGUCUGGGCGCUGUUGGAGGACACCGAGGUCGAUGCCGAGUCCCCGCCGCUCUCGGACGUCGUGUCCUACAACACCGUCAUCAAGGGCUGCGCCCAGCGGGGCGAC